ACCCCUUUAUUUCCCCUACUCACUCCGGUGGUGAACUCUGUAGUAGUAGUAGCAGUAGUAGUAGUAGUUGUUCUCUGCUACUAACUCUUACUCAACACCAUGAUCACCUGGGCAGAUCUCUACACAGUCCUCACCGCCGUCGUUCCACUCUACGUCGCCAUGAUCUUGGCUUACGGCUCCGUCCGCUGGUGGCGCAUCUUCUCACCGGACCAGUGUUCCGGUAUCAACCGCUUCGUCGCCAUCUUCGCCGUUCCUCUCCUUUCCUUCCACUUCAUCUCCACCAACAAUCCUUACACCAUGAAUCUACGCUUUGUCGCCGCCGAUACCCUUCAGAAGCUCAUCGUCCUCGCCGCUCUCGCUGUCUGGGCUCGCCUUGCCCCUUCGGGCAACCUCGACUGGGCCAUCACCAUCUUCUCUCUUUCCACUCUUCCCAAUACCCUCGUCAUGGGGAUUCCUCUCCUCAUCGCCAUGUACGGCGGCUUCUCCGGCUCUCUCAUGGUCCAGGUCGUCGUCCUUCAGUGCAUCAUCUGGUACACUCUGCUCUUGUUCCUCUUCGAGUACCGUGCUGCUCGGCUUCUCAUCGCUGACCAGUUCCCCGGUGACGCUGCUGCUUCCAUUGUCUCCUUUCACGUGGAUCCUGACGUCGUUUCCCUCGACGGUGGUCGUGAUCUCAUCCAGGCCGACGCUGAGGUCGGCGGCGAUGGCAAGAUCCACGUCACCGUUCGCAAGUCCACAUCCUCGAGACGAUCCUUCUCCAUGAUGACCCCUCGUCCAUCGAACCUCACCGGCGCUGAGAUCUAUAGCUUGAGCUCUUCGCGCAACCCCACUCCCCGUGGCUCCAACUUCAAUCACUCCGAUUUCUACGCCAUGGUCGGCGGUGCUCCCCCGCUCCGGCCUUCCAAUUUCGGCCCCGCCGAUCUCUACUCUCUCCAAUCUUCCCGUGGCCCGACUCCUCGCCCGUCCAACUUCGAGGACCCGCUUCACGGCUGCGGGUCACCGAGGUUUGGCCACUACCCGGCUCCCAACCCGGAGAUCUCAUCAGUAACAAAGAAACCACCAGCACCGCCACCAGCUCCGGCGCCACACAGGGCAGCGCACCACGAUGCCAAGGAGCUCCACAUGUUUGUCUGGAGCUCGAGUGCUUCGCCGGUGUCGGAGGUCGGUGGACUCCACGUCUUCGGUUCCACUCCAGACCCUGCCGGCCGGCCGGACCUUGGCGGAGCCAAGGAGAUCCGCAUGAUCGUCCCUGCCGAUCACCCUCCCAACGGCCCAUCCAAAGGAGCCAUACCUGAAGGCGAGGAUUACGGAGGUGGUGAUGACAUCAGCUUUGGAGGAGGUAGAGGUCUCGAAGACGAAGACGAAGAGAAGGAGAGAGAACAAGGUGGUGGGCCCGAGGGGCUCUCUAAGCUUGGCUCGAGCUCCACAGCUGAACUCGAUCCCAAGGGUGGCGGCGCCGGAUCAGGACCGUCCGAUGCGAAGCAACACCUUCAUCAUCACCACCCCAACCAUCACGAACAUCAUCAUCAACAGAUGCCACCUGCGAGCGUUAUGACCCGUUUGAUCUUGAUCAUGGUCUGGCGCAAACUCAUCCGCAACCCCAACACUUACUCUAGCCUCAUCGGCCUCAUUUGGUCCCUCGUUUCAUACCGAUGGAAUAUUGCGAUGCCGAAGAUCAUCGAGAAGUCGAUCUCGAUCCUCUCCGACGCCGGGCUCGGCAUGGCCAUGUUUAGCCUGGGGUUGUUCAUGGCGUUGCAGCCGAAGAUAAUCGCGUGUGGCAACUCAGUGGCGACAUUCGCAAUGGCCAUUAGAUUUCUGACUGGACCGGCGGUGAUGGCCGCCGCCUCCAUCGCCGUAGGCUUACGUGGCGUUCUGUUACACGUGGCGAUUGUGCAGGCGGCCCUCCCUCAAGGCAUCGUCCCUUUCGUCUUCGCUAAAGAGUACAAUGUCCACCCUGCCAUUCUUAGCACCGCUGUCAUAUUCGGGAUGUUGAUAGCACUGCCAAUCACGCUGGUCUACUACAUUAUUCUAGGACUAUGACUGGCUUUCAAAGAUGAAAAUGAGAUAUAAAUUAUCUCUCUGAAAUCACAUGGAAAGAAAAAGAAGGCAGCCAACGUGUGACCACAUUCAUGGAAAAGUACAUCAUCUCACAACACAACUAAGACUUUUGGUUUGGCUGGUGAGUAUUGUACUCUGGUUGGCUCUUUUGAAUGACUUGUGGACAAUGUUCAAACUCAAGCUUAAAAGAAAACCCCUCCAAACAAAUUGAUGAAAAUUUUAACAAGUCUUUGAUGGGAGAGAUGGAGCAAAGAUGACAAGAUGGUUCCUUUUUUUAAUUAGUAUUAUUAUUAUUAUUAUUAUAGUUUUUUUUUCAGUUGUAGCUUGUCUUUUUGGAGUCUAUAUUUAUUUAUAGACAUACACACAGAAUCGCCUUGGUAGGGGAUCUGAGAAAUCUAAUCCUUUUGUCUUCUUUCACUUUUUUUUCAUUUUCUUUUCCAAAAAAGAAAGAGAGUGGCUACGUAGGUUCCCAUGCACAAUAUAUUCUCACAAUUUCAUCAAUUGACUUGGAACUUUGAACUA
Molecule: messenger RNA, 2577 nt
Organism: Dioscorea cayenensis subsp. rotundata (Guinea yam)
Lineage: Eukaryota; Viridiplantae; Streptophyta; Magnoliopsida; Dioscoreales; Dioscoreaceae
Product: auxin efflux carrier component 3a-like
Biological process (GO): auxin export across the plasma membrane; auxin polar transport
Cellular component (GO): plasma membrane; endoplasmic reticulum
Molecular function (GO): auxin efflux transmembrane transporter activity
Source: RefSeq, a predicted model, not a curated record